AUGCCCGCCAGCCUGUCCUUGACGGAGAGUGUGGCGAUCGGAGCUCAGCUGGGAAUCGAGGAAUGUCGGCAUCAAUUCAAAUGGGAAAGGUGGAACUGUCCCAAGUCAGCUUUCCUUCGAAGCGGGGAGCUACGACCGGCGACACGAGAGACGGCAUUCGUUCACGCCAUCACGUCGGCUGGCAUCUCGUACACCCUUACGAAGAAUUGCAGUUUGGGAGAGAUCGAGGCUUGCACGUGCGACCCCAGCCCCGGUCUCCAUUCCCGAUCCAGGUCGAGGUCGGACCGUUCAUCCUGGAAGUGGGGUGGGUGCAGCGACAACGUCAGAUUCGGGGAAGGAGUGGCGAGACAGUUCCUCGAUGCCCUCGAAGACGGUCACGAUGCGCAAGCUCUCUCCAAUCUUCACAACAACCACGCAGGCCGAGUGGCGGUGAGAAGAACGAUGCAGCGGCAAUGUAAGUGUCACGGGGUGUCCGGGAGUUGCGCGACGAAGACGUGCUGGAUGGGUCUCGCCCCCUUCCGCAGCGUGGGAGACUUCCUCAAGAAACAAUAUCGCAAGGCCGUCCGCAUGGAUUCCCUCAACGGCAACGAAGCCGAGAAGAAUGCCAUCCAUGUGAGACGGGCGGCCGGACCCAGACGGGGCAAGGGCAAGCGUCAAGGUCAAGGUCAAGGACGAGGCAUCUCGAAACGAACUCUCGUUUACUUGGAACCCUCGCCAGAUUACUGCUCUCAUAACGUCACUGCCGAGACGAAGGGGACCCUGGGUCGGGAAUGUUCCCGGGAGCGAGGGCCGGGUGUAUCGCCGUCCGAGAGGAGAAGCUGUCGCAAUCUCUGUCGCGACUGUGGCCUUCGAGUCGCUUCCUACACCGUCAACCAAGAGUCUUCCUGCAAUUGCAAGUUCCAUUGGUGCUGCCACGUCACGUGUGAUACGUGCAAGGAGCGGCUCAAGCGAUACAUCUGCGUCUCCAGGUGA
Molecule: messenger RNA, 972 nt
Organism: Darwinula stevensoni
Lineage: Eukaryota; Metazoa; Arthropoda; Ostracoda; Podocopida; Darwinulidae
Source: the annotation of a GenBank genome assembly